CUUCGAAAUAUUAUAAUUUUCAUUUCUUUCACAUUAUUGAGCAAUGAAGGUUUUGUUGGUCCAACUUUAUUUGCGCUACCUAACUCCGAUAUCACAUUAACCAUUUUCUUUACCGCAACUGUGCACUUAAAAUGCAGAAGCCGCUUUGCUUCCUUCAGUUUCUUUUGAACAGAAACGCAGUAUGGUGGUAUUCCGAUAUUGUGGCGGAAGCACUACUAGUCACAUGGUUAGCCAGCCAAGUCUGCAUUUAUACAUCAGCACGUUUCUUCCCGCAAUGGCAUUCCACUCGUGCCGAUCCGGAUGCAAAAGUCAUGGAUAUGGCGCAGUCAUUGCUGGGAUAUGAAACGGAUGGGUGUUUUUGGGAUCUGAUUUGUUCGUAUUGGACCGAGCUAGAUAUACCUGUGUGCCGCAAUGAAUCGUUCGUGCCACUUCCACCCUCCCAUGCUGACAGCAGCAUUGGCUUCAUUGGUGUUUGCACCGCACUGUCGACCACAGGCAUUUUAAUUCUAUCCUUGGUGUGCUUUGCAUUUGUCAACCGCUACUGGCUGCCCCCACGGGCGGACAACAAGCAUGUGGUGUGGUUUCAUAAGUUUAUACCAAUUUGGCCGGCCCUUAACAAAUCUUCUGCAGUCACCGGCUCCGUACCCAACAAACCUCCACCGCGAGGAGCUGUUGUUUUUUGCUCACUCAUUACAGCGAUGAUGGCAGGUUGCGCUGGAUUCUACUUUGGGAAACUGGUCGCACUUACGCCGGUGAUGCUUGUUGCCACCAUUGCCCGCUUAUUAGUUAAUCAAUACGGUGAAAGCGUGGCGCUUCCAUGCUACAUCGUAUUCACUACCAUCACAUCCCUGUACUGCACCGGGAGAAUCUGGGGCAUGUGGAUGCAAAUGUCAUAUAUCGGGUGGAUUGUGGACAAAUUACGAAAGCUCGGCAUUCGGAUCAUUGUGGACGAUCCAGUUAAUGAUGAGUCAGCGCAAGCAAAAAGCGGCCCCAGUGCCAACGCCACUCAGCAGGGAAAGACAAUGCCGUCGUCCCGAAUACAUUCCUUUAUGAGCGCGGCGCUCCUCUAUUUUGGAUCGUGUGGCAUGGUCUUGAACAUGAUUGCCAUCAUAGGCACGGCAUUCCCCAUGGUGCUUCCAGGGUCCGUUCCUAGCACAUACUCUGUGAAUGAAUCUGCGAACAAAACGGUGUUGAACUACCAAGCGGCGAAAUUAUCGUACUGGAUGGAUGUACGCACCUUUCUGAACGGUACCGACCCAGCGGAUUACGGUAUCGCGGAUGUACCAGCAGCUACCGGCAUACUGUUUUCAGUAUGGACCGGAACACUCACAGUUGUUAAUCUUAUCCCGUACACAGCGGCGGCAAUCUACGUAAUUUGCCUGUACGUCAGUUGCUUCUGUCAAUCAUGUUCUAAGAACUCUGCAGCGAGAAGCACCACGUCUGCCUCGGUGAGCACUGGCGAUGACGAAGAAUGCUGUUGCGAGCCGUUAAUCAGCGGCAUGAAUUACGCAGGAUUCAUGCUGGUCCUGGUCGCCCUUCUCACGAUUCUACCGCAGUCCAUCAUGGAAUUCUUCCUACCAGAAAGAUAUCAGUUUCCGGGUACCUUGUUACUGCUGAGCGUCUUGACCGUAUGGUUGUACUAUCAGUUCAUACGGUCCGUUCGAAAAUGCUGUACCACCCAGAACGAUGCCAAAAGGAGCGAAGUACAAUCCGAUGAUGUCGAGGCCUGUCUAAGUCUUACCACCGAACACUGACGACUACUUAACUCGUAAAACAUGACAACAAUUGUCAUAAUGCAUUUUUUGUGUACUAGUGUUAUAUCAAACAUGAGUAAUUUUGUGCGCUAAUUUUCGUGCUGUCAGUAUUCAGUUUCUUCACCGAACUGUGUACUACGUAUUAUGAACUGUAGUUUUUAGCCGAGCUAUUUCUGUUUUACGGCGAAAUCGAACUGCUUCCCUUCGUUCCAUGUCAUGCAUCGCCGGCUUAUCAGAAGCAGCGAAAUUUCCAUCUACCAGAUCUUCAAUCUUUCAGAUUCUUUUGUUGCCAGAUUUCGUCGCCUGAGCUGCAUGCUUUUUCCUUUUGCCCCGCAGCUUCAACUGCGGUGGCCUUUGAUGUGUUGUAUAAGAGAGGGGGAUAUA
Molecule: messenger RNA, 2138 nt
Organism: Paramacrobiotus metropolitanus
Lineage: Eukaryota; Metazoa; Tardigrada; Eutardigrada; Parachela; Macrobiotidae
Exons: 6
Coding region: 132-1754 (540 amino acids)
Source: RefSeq, a predicted model, not a curated record